Messenger RNA from Sinocyclocheilus grahami, 1629 nucleotides. RefSeq names its product GTPase IMAP family member 4-like. The record is from RefSeq and is a predicted model, not a curated record. The coding region runs from base 1 to 1629 and encodes 542 amino acids. Gene Ontology annotation, molecular function: GTP binding. NCBI's taxonomy places the organism in Eukaryota, Metazoa, Chordata, Actinopteri, Cypriniformes, Cyprinidae. The transcript has 3 exons.
AUGGCGACGGGACCAAAACCACCGCCUGAUAUGUCAGCAGGUCCAGAUGAUCCAGUGAUCCGGAUUCUUCUGAUGGGCAGAAAGGGUUCUGGGAAAAGCUCAUCUGGAAACACGAUACUGGGAGAAAGAAAGUUUAAAGUUAAAAAGAAGCAUGAGUGUGAAGUUUGUAAAGAAGUAACCCAGAUUGGAGAGAAGCAGGUGCAUGUGAUUGAUUGUCCAGACCUACUGGUUCCAGAUCUGAAUAAAGACAAGCUGGAGAAACUGAAAGAGCAGCUGGUCUCUCAAUGUUCAGCAGGUCUCAGUUCAGUUCUGAUCACAGUUCCUUUAGAGGAACAUGUGGAAAAAGAGGAAGAGAUCCUGGAUUAUAUUAAGUGUUUAUUAGGUCCUGAAGUUCAGAAGUACAUCAUGAUUCUGUUCACACAUGGAGAUGAUCUGGAGGAGCUGGAGGAGACCAUUGAUGAACAUCUACAAAACCAUGAAGAUCUUCAGCGACUGGUGACUGAAUGUGGAGGAAAGUUUCACUGUUUCGAAAACAAGAGUCAAUCACAAGAUCAGGUACAAGAACUACUGCAGAAGAUUGAAGGAACGAUGAUGGAGAACGGAGGGAAGUUUACCAUGGAACAAAUGAGGAGGAGUGACAGCAAGAACACUAUUGUCAAUUUUUCAGGAGACAGUUCAACUUAUGAAUUUUCACUUGAGCAUCCGAAAGACCAGAUCAGACUGGUUCUGCUGGGAAAAACUGGAUCUGGGAAAAGUGCCACUGCAAACACCAUCAUCGGCAGAAACCUGUUUGAAUCUUCAGUCAGUUCAAGCUCUCAGACUAAAGAGUGUCAGUCAGAAACUACAGUGAGGAAGGGUAAAAAGAUCUCAGUCAUCGACACACCUGGACUUUAUGAUACUGAACUCAGUAAUAAGGAAGUAAUGAAAGAAAUAGUUAAAUGCAUAACAUUCGCCUCUCCAGGACCACAUGCUUUUAUUUUUGUGAUUAAAGUGGAUCGAUUUACUGAGGAGGAGAAAAAUACAGUAAAGGAGCUCAAAGAAGUGUUUGGAGAACAGAUGGAAAAAUACACUGUAGUCCUCUUCACUCACAAAAAUCAGUUAGAGAAGAAAAAUACAACCAUUGAGCAGUUUCUAGAAAAUGGUAAUCCAGAUCUGAAAGAGUUUGUAAACAGUUGUGGAAAUCGAUUCUUCUGUCUGGACAAUGAGUCUGCUAGUUUCUCACAGUUCAAAGAUCUGAUCAGUAAAAUAGAGAAGAUGGUGACAGAAAACGGAGGGACACACUUCACCAAUGACAUGUUCAAAGAAACAGAAAAAGACAUUCAGGAGAUUCAGAAGCGGAAACUGGAUGAAAAAGUGGAGCGGUUCAAACAGGAGAACAAACAAGUCACUCAAUCAGAAUGGCAGAAAAUAUACUGGAGUUUAGUAGAGGAGACAAAACAUGAAGCGCAGCAAUCUUUUUUGGAACGUUUUUAUGAAGUUUUUGAAUUGCCUUUUGCACAGAGAACUGAAGAGGAAAAGAGUGGAAUCAAGGAGGCACAGAGCAAAGGAAUCAGUCGUGGAAAGGCUAUUAUACUUGCAAUCAGAGCCUCAAGGAAACUAGCAGGCAAGAAAACGUGUAGCAUUCAGUGA